This is a messenger RNA of Nilaparvata lugens (brown planthopper), 1940 nucleotides long. RefSeq lists its product as uncharacterized. NCBI's taxonomy places the organism in Eukaryota, Metazoa, Arthropoda, Insecta, Hemiptera, Delphacidae. The transcript has 8 exons. The record is from RefSeq and is a predicted model, not a curated record. Bases 251 to 1831 code for a protein of 526 amino acids.
UCUUUAGGCCGAAGUCUCAACUGGAAACUGGCUAUCAAAUUUCCAACUGCAGUACUCUAUUUUGACAUGAGACAGAAGUGCGAUCCUUAUUGGUCUGUCAUGAGUGAGAAGUUCUUCUGAUAUACAUUGUUCAACAUGAAAACUAAUCAGAAAAAUUGAUCGAGGUUUUUGGCAAAGUGAAAAUGCGGUAGAAGAAUAGGAAUGAGAAACCGAAUCACUUUAGAUCAUUAAUGAGAAGCCAAAACGAGGAAUGAUGGAUGAAGAAAGAGUUCCACUGCUGUGGAAAGCACCAACAACGGAGAAACAGUACAAUGAGGGGAGUGAGAGACGCGAGGGAAGCAAGUCGUCGUCAAUACAAGGAUUAUCUCUGCUUUCUGCCACAUUGUGCAUUGUCGAUCUGUUCGGCGUUUUCCCAGUAGUCACUAUGCCUAGGAUUAUCAUCAAUUGCGGUUGGUUCGGUUUCCCACUAGUCCUGGGAGUAUUAAUUCUGCAAGUGUAUACGGCACUUCUUUUGGGCAGAUGCUGGAUUAUGGCUGAGAGAUUGCAACCAUCCAUAGUCAAACAAAGCAGAAGACCUUAUGCAGCAUUGGCUGAGAUGACUUAUGGCGAGAGCUUCGCAAGAUUGGUGACAUUCAUUCUUGACAUCACUGUCUUUGGAGCAGGUGUUCCCAACUUAAUUGUAGGUAAGAAGCUUAUUCACUUCAAACUAAAACACUCUAUGAACAACUACCUGUGGUUAGUGGUGAGCUCUUCAAUGACAGUGACCACAGUUUCGUUGCUGACAUGGCAUUGCUUCAUGGCAUCAGAUGUGGCCACCCCUCCGCCACUGCCUUCAAUAUCGUGGGAAGCCAUUGCUAUCGGUUACGGAGUUCUUGCUUUCCAGUUCGAUAUCCAUCCGACGAUUUUAACAAUUCAAGUCGAUAUGGCUGACAAAGGAAAAAUUGGUUGUGCAGUUAUCAUUGGUUUCUUAGUAACUGGCACGUUGUUUCUGACUACGAGUGUACUGGGAGCUAUUUACUACAGCACUGAACUCGACUACAACGUGAUGCAAACUCUGCAGCCAUCACUCGUCAUGGACAUCAACGUCCUCCUCGUCAUUCUUCAGAUCUGUUUGUCGACAGUGAUCGGAGCCACGCCCCUUUUUCAGGAUCUUGAAGACAAGCUGGGAGUUGAUAAAGAAUUCAACUUGAAACGCAUCCUACUGCGCUCCGGGCUGGUGAUGCUUUCGCUCGCCUUGGCCGAGAUGGUGCCCCGCUUCGACCUCAUCAUGGGCCUCAUCGGCGGCACUCUCAUGGGUCCACUCAUGUUCGUCCUGCCGCCGCUAUUCUACGCACGACUACGCGCCAUGGAGCCACAACCGCAGCUGCGGCCAGUCGCCACCCGCAACACCGAAACCGCAACCAUAAUCACGGUUGCGUUCGCGCCGCAACCGCCCGACCAAAUCGAAUACAGCAUGAAACAAACUCACUACACCAACCCCCGGCGCAGCCAAAAACCCCGCCGCUCCAAACAAACUUUCGAAGGCAAAUCUUCCUACAACCUUAUCCCGAAAGAAAAGUAUCUCGAUGACCUACCUUCACCAACCUCUCAACCGAAUUUUUUUACAAAAAUAAAAAGCAAUUUCCUAAACCUGGCAACACUGGACGAUUACCCCAAAAUAGGACCCAUGACGGCGUGGGAAAGACUAAAGACUGCCGUCGUAGUGAUAGCCGGUGUGAGUGCCACUCUAAUAUCUACCUACUAUUCUGUGAGGGGAACGAUUCGUUAUGCCAGAUUCGCACCGCCUUGCUUGUUUAAUGUCACCGCCGCUACCUUAGCUAUAGAAGAUUGAUUAAGUAUUUGUUUUUUUCAAUUUUAAAGUGGUGUUUCAGAAAAUUACUAUGUUCGUUAGUUGAAUGGAAUUGAUGAGUUAUGAAUAUAAGAUAUUGUUAAUUCUCGUG